GUUUGGAGUGACAGUGCUUAUCUUAUCGUUAGCAAGUUGGUACUGUAGCAUCAGCCUCAUUAGUCAACCGCACCAGUUAAACGGGCUUUUUCAACCAUUUUGACUGCACUAUGAAUCAAGAGAAGCUCGCCAAACUCCAGGCUCAAGUCCGGAUAGGUGGAAAGGGCACUGCUCGCAGGAAGAAAAAGGUGGUCCAUAAAACUGCAACAGCCGAUGACAAAAAGCUCCAAGGCUCUCUGAAGAAACUGUCCGUCAACAACAUCGCAGGCAUAGAGGAGGUGAACAUGAUCAAAGACGACGGUGCAGUCAUCCACUUCAACAACCCCAAAGUGCAGGCGUCUCUGUCGGCCAACACCUUCGCCAUCACGGGCCACGCCGAGACCAAGCAGCUGACAGAGAUGCUGCCCGGUAUCCUCAGCCAGCUGGGGGCUGACAGCCUCAGCAGCCUGCGCAAGCUGGCCGAGCAGUUCCCACGGCAAGCAAUGGACAUGAAAGCAGUGAAGGAGGAAAUUGCAGAGGAAGAUGACGACGCUGUGCCGGAUCUAGUGGAGAACUUUGAUGAGGCCUCAAAGAACGAAGCCAACUGAUCCUUCCCUCCCAUCAGCAGUUAUCUUUUCUCAUCUGUUGCACGCUCGCUCUCCACAUUAAAAAAGCGUUUCCUUGUGCGGGGAGACGAUUGUUUAAAGGUGCAGUUCAUCGUCAUCAUCAUCUUUUUGUGAGGGCAUGCACCAUUUCAGAAUAAAUUAGGAGGCACUGCAACAAUACACAGAAGCAGUCCGCUGACAGGCUCUUUGUCAACAGUCGGCACCCAAACGACUGUACAAACGGCUUUAAGAAGACACUUUCUACAUGCUUCUCCUCGUUGGCUAUUUAAGAGAUUCUUUAUGAAAUGGUGACAAGAAUUAAUUUUACAGACAGUGGUGAAAAUGAUUUAAUAAAAGAUUUUUUUGGAUAUGGCCACAUCUGCUUGUUCAUUAGCAUUUUCUUCCAAGGGAACAACUAAAUCUUAAGUUGAUUGGACAUACAUGGACUUCAUACACUUCAUAGUGCCCCUUUCUCUUCUUUUACACUCCCAAUGGACGAACUACCAUCACUAUUGCAGCCACUUCGACGAAAAGAAAGCAGAGGUGAGCUUAUUGUGUUGAAUUGAUAUGAUUGGCAACAUUGAAAUUGGACUUUAUUUACCCAGCAGAUCUCCUAUCAUACAGUGUUCAUUGUCUUUAUGCUAUUUUGUUCUCAUUUAAAUAUAUAUAGAUGGAUACUCUGCAGCUCUGCAAAUGUGUCCCAAUAAACGGAAUCACUUAAAAAUAAAACAAAGCAAAAUAAAGAAUAAAUAUGUAACAGAUCACUUCACUUUCAAUA
Molecule: messenger RNA, 1362 nt
Organism: Dunckerocampus dactyliophorus (ringed pipefish)
Lineage: Eukaryota; Metazoa; Chordata; Actinopteri; Syngnathiformes; Syngnathidae
Product: transcription factor BTF3 homolog 4-like
Exons: 6
Coding region: 111-587 (158 amino acids)
Source: RefSeq, a predicted model, not a curated record